Molecule: messenger RNA, 2608 nt
Organism: Dreissena polymorpha
Lineage: Eukaryota; Metazoa; Mollusca; Bivalvia; Myida; Dreissenidae
Exons: 3
Coding region: 159-1019 (286 amino acids)
Source: RefSeq, a predicted model, not a curated record
ACUUGAAAGGGCGUUUUUACAAUGCGAUCAAUCACAUGCUUAAGCAUCGCGGAGAGAGGAUGUGUAUGCCGCGGGCUAAGUGGAUGUAAUACACUGCAGCGACUUGGAAAAUACACUCAGUGCUGUUGCGGAAAUAACAUAGAACGAACACCAUAAACAUGAAUAUCAAAACUUUCUCAAUUUCAGCUGCGGCUUUUGUGUUUGUGUGUAUUGUUUUUGUGAAACUUUAUUAUGUUCAUGCGCCGAAUGAUCAAGUCGUGAACGUUGUGAGUUUAUCAGCGGACAAUUACGUUACACAGCCGCAUCUGGAUGAUGUUUCCAAGGUUCUGAUAGCUCAAAGAAACAACAUUUCGAAAGUGCUUAACCUGAAGCAACAAAAAAUUGGCCAGAUGGAGUGCGAGAAAGCCGGCAAGGGCGAGGCAACGAGUGACACGGGCGGCUGGUGUCAGCAGUCCAGCAAAGAGGACAGUGGCAACCACAUGACUGACCGACAACUCGUGCCUGUGCUUAUAGAAUUCUUCCAAGGCAAAUAUGUGGGCAGUUUCGGAGACGGUCCAGGGCGGUACAAGCAACUCCUCAGUGAUGCUGGCAAGCUCAAAGGAUACGACGCCUACGACGGAGCUCCCUAUUGUGACGUCACGAGCGAAGGUCGCGUGAAAUUCCUCGAUCUUACGCUUCCGCAAUUCGGGCUUCCAUUGUACGACUGGAUCAUCAGCCUCGAGGUUGCCGAGCACAUCCCCGCCCAGUUUGAAUCCAUUUACAUCGAUAACAUAGUACGGCACGCCAAAGAAGGAAUUGUAUUGAGCUGGGCGAGACCCGGCCAAGGCGGGUAUUCGCACGUGAAUAAUCGAGCAUUCGAAUAUGUCGUAAAAUUGAUGGACGGACUUGGUUUCUCGCAUGAUGCGGAAAGCUCCGAAAAGUUACGAAAUGCAGCGUCACUGGACUGGUUAAGACAUAACAUUAACGUUUACCGUCGAAAAAGUCCAUAUUUGGAAAGCUUAGCAGCAAUUUAUACUUAAAAGUGGCUGCGCUUCAUUUUAUCAAACGAAUUUAUUUGAUUUGCUAGUCUAUCGUCUCUGUAAACACUGUUCAAAAAGCGAUGUUGGUGUUUUAUUUGAAUUAAUGAAUUUUUAACGACACUUGGCUUGCAAUACUUCAAUACAUAUUGGCGUGGUUAAAGAGGCAUAUAAUUGCUUUAAUCGGUUUAAUAUUGUUCUCAUUAAGAUAAUAUUUUAAAGAGUUAGUAUUUAUACUAGCUUAACAAAUAUAUAUAGAAAUAAAAACGAUUAUUAUCAAACUAUUUAAUUUUAUAAUGAUAUAAAGUUUUCCCGAACACUGUCUGGGCGAAAGAAAAUUAGUAAUAGUAGUAACACUGUCAUUCAAGAACGAAAUGGACAUAUAAUGUCAGUACAAUGUAGUCGCUUUCAAAUUUUGUUUUAGAGUAAUUAUAAUUUUCAAGCAAUAGCAAUAAAGGUGGGUCAUAACGUGCCUUAUACUAAGAAAAGGGAAAAAACUUAAAAUUACAAGGGGAUAACUCAGUAUAGCAUAUUUGGUAAACUAUUGACCAGCGUACAGGUUUUACUUACAAAAAGGGUAAAAAAGCGUGCCUGAGAAAAUAAAAUUCAUACUUAUAUACAGUUUGGUUUUUGGCAUGGCGUUAGCACUGUUGACGCAUUUUUUACAUUACAUUCUUAAGUUUAAUGUCACUAUAAAAACCAUACAAGGCAUGCGUAUUUAUAGACCUAAAUAAAGCAUUUGAUUCCGUAUACGGAAUGUUUUAUGGGUAAAACUGUUCAAUGUGUGUGUAGAUGUUAAAAGCAACUUCUGUCAAUUUUUCAAAGGCAUGUAUUCUACUGUUACAUUUUGCAAAACGUUACGUUUUUUCUUUGAUAUAUCCUUGGGUAUAAGACAAUGACGAAACAACUCACCGAUCAUAUUCGGAUUUAAAAAACAUCCAGUCGUUAAUUAACAUGAUAGGCAACUUCGGUCUUAACUUGUUCGAUUUGUCAUUACUCAUUUAACUUUUUGCCGAAUACAUUGUCUUUAUCGGAAAGUCAGUCAAGAUUUACAAACUAAUAUUUUUACUUAUUGGAAAACAUGGGCUCAGACAUAAAUACCGAGGAAAUAUUAAACUAUAUAUUAUAUCAAAUAUCUAACUCAUAUGUAAACAACAUUUUCCUUAAGUUAACUUAAUUUUGACAGUCACAUGCCCUUGCCGUGUUAUUUAAUUGAAAUACGUGUUAUGUUGAUAUUGCUAUAAUCUACUGAUAGUAUUCGCCAGGUAAAUAGUAUGUCUGUCCUAUAAAUACGAUGGAUAGCGCUUUCAUGAUUUCGUCGUUAUGAAGAUCAUAAAACAUAAACAUGGUGUACUCUUGUAUUUACUUUGUUCAUUAUUUAAGCAUAUGUACAUAUAAAUUAUAUUUUCACAGUGUUUGUAUAUGAAUAUGUCGUAUAUCUUAAGGCGGCAAUGAUGUAAAUAAUUCAUUAAAGCGCAAUGAAUGAGUUGAAGAGGAGUUACGUAUUUUGUAGAUAUUUUCAAGUUCGAGCUUAAUAACUGUUUUUAAACAGAAAAAUACGUUCAUAAUACAAAUAAAUAAUAAUAAAGCUG